AUGGAAGAUGAGCAAAAAAUCGCUUAUGAACAUAAAAUGCCAAGUUUUAUUGCAAGUUUCGACGAAGGAGGAGAAAAGAUUGCCGUCGAGAUUUUGAGGAGGAACUCGGGGACCACUUGUAAAUCUCAGUCUCACAGUCUAAAUAACAGUGCGGUGCAAUACCGCGUUGAGGAUCAAGACGGUGAAGAGGAGGACGAAGGAGUCAUUAGUGACCAAUGGCCUGCACCCAGAAGGUGUGAAAAGUCCUAUCAGGAGACCAGCGAAGAAGAAGGGGAAGAAAAUGAGGCGACAGAGCAGCACAGCUCCGGUCUCUCGGGGGAAAUAAAAACUCUGGAUAUUUGCCAGGUUGACACCCUGAACAGUCCCGGUGAAUGCUGUUGUUCCGGUGACGGCAACGAAACCCCUGCGGAUGACUCCGUCCGUGUCAAAGAGCACGUCUAUUGCACUGUGUACUGUAUCGCCAACGACACUCUGGGAAAGGGAGUUGAAUUCCCAGCAGGACCCACAGAAACGGCGACAGUCGUCAUAUAUGGUUCCCCGGAGAGGGACGUCGAGACCAGUCCGGAUACUGCAUCGAGUCCCGGAGUUUACGGGCUGGGCGACCUGGUGCCCCCGCCGGCCCUGUGCAGUCUGUCCCGGCAGCAGAGCGGUGUCAGCACCGGGCUAUCCAGCUGCCGUGUGUGCCUGGAGGAUAAACCAAUCGCGCCGCUUCACUGCUGUCUGAAGGCUGUGUGUGACGAGUGUCUCAAACUCUACAUCAGUUCCCAGGUGCGACUGGGCAGGGCUUAUAUCAUCUGUCCAAUCCCAGAAUGCAGUGGUUUCCUGGAGGAGGGAGUUGUGAUUUCCAAUCUGGCCAACGAAGAAAUUGGAAGGUACCAUUACUUCCUGGAAUUGAGCCAACUGGACGCAACCACUAAGCCAUGCCCCCAGUGCAGUCUGUUCACCUCGCUGAAGACGCACAUCCCCAACCGUGCUGAACACAAGUACAAGAUCCAGUGUAGCAAAUGCCAGUUUGUGUGGUGUUUCAAAUGCCAUGCACCCUGGCACAAUGGGUUGAAGUGUCGCGACUACAGGAGAGGAGACAAACUCUUACGAAACUGGGCUAGUGUCAUAGAACAUGGGCAAAGAAAUGCCCAGAAAUGUCCACAAUGUAAGAUUCAUAUCCAGCGCACAGAGGGCUGUGACCACAUGACCUGCACACAGUGUAACACUAACUUCUGUUACCGCUGUGGAGAGCGCUACCGACAUUUGAGGUUUUUUGGAGACCACACGUCCAACCUCAGUGUGUUUGGCUGCAGGUAUCGCUAUCUACCUGAUAGACCACAUCUGAGACGCCUGAUUAGAGGGUCUGUCUGUGUGAGUAAAGUAGUGAUAGCGCCAUUGGUCAUUGUGCUGGUUGUGGUGCUUGGAGCUCUCUCGUUGGUUAUAGGUUUGAUAGUUUUUCCAGUCUACUAUGCUUGUAAAAGGAAGAAGAAGCAGCAUAGUCAGGGCUCUGGACGAUGGAGCUGAGGACCAAACCCACACUUCACCUGAGCUACACCCACACAGCUAAAACGGCUGAACCCACAUCACCUCAGAGAGAGACUCCAUCUCCCGGAACACCACGACGUCCCAUUGAGAGCUAAAUCAUGGCUUCUGAGACCAACGCUAGGAGUGGAUGUUUGUAAACUGUUUUGAAAGCAUCGAGUAAACAGAAGAACGUCUUCCCUCCCAGAAGAACCACUGUGUUGUGGAGCACUGGUCCCCUGUCGCCUCACUGAGUUGUUGACUUCCUCAAAAUUUAAGAAUGAAAUCUUGCCAAGCUGAGCUCGCUCAAGUUAAAUUCACUCAGUAAUGGUGGCUCUCAAGGGACACGCCUGACUGCUUAUUGGCCACACCCACCUGAACUGGUAAAUUGGCCUUUUAAGUGAUGCCUGGUUACAAAAAGAUACAUGCACACA
This is a messenger RNA of Lampris incognitus (smalleye Pacific opah), 1940 nucleotides long. RefSeq names its product ring finger protein 217 (gene rnf217). NCBI's taxonomy places the organism in Eukaryota, Metazoa, Chordata, Actinopteri, Lampriformes, Lampridae. The record is from RefSeq and is a predicted model, not a curated record. Gene Ontology annotation, molecular function: zinc ion binding; ubiquitin protein ligase activity; ubiquitin conjugating enzyme binding. Gene Ontology annotation, biological process: ubiquitin-dependent protein catabolic process; positive regulation of proteasomal ubiquitin-dependent protein catabolic process; protein polyubiquitination. The transcript has 8 exons. Gene Ontology annotation, cellular component: ubiquitin ligase complex; cytoplasm. Bases 1 to 1509 code for a protein of 502 amino acids.